CUUGUUAAACUUUGAGAAUAUGAUGAAUAAAUCUCGAAACCAAAAACGUUGUUAUUUAUUCGGCCAUAUUUUCAGAAAUAUAAAGAUGGAGGACGAGAGAGGAGAAGGGAGUAAAGUAUUUGCUGGGUUCAGACCCCUGGGUUAUGUUUCGAACCAUAUUCCUUGUGUGACUAGGUACAUCACGAGUAGGAAGGAACAUCUCAUAAUCACUGUGACAGGGAAAUCAUUUCAUACUUAUGGAAGCAACAGGCUUGGUAUCCUCUCUGUUAGUAAACAACAUCCAGAGGAUAUAACUGCACUAGCUGCAGAUGCCUACCUCGUGUUUACAGCUGCAGGAACAGAUAUUUACGCCUGGAGAAGAGGUUGUGAGUUGCAGAGAAUAAUGAAGGGGCAUGACAAUCCAGUUCAUUUGCUUUUCCCAUUCGGACCUAAACUUAUCUCAGUUGAUUUAAAAUCAUUACUCAAGGUGUGGGAUAUCAAGACAGGUGUUGAAGAAUUGGAGUUAACGUUUAACUCUGAAAAGUUCAAGAUUUCAGCAAUCUGUCAUCCUAGCACUUACCUGGACAAGAUUUUGAUUGGAAGUGAGCAGGGGUCUCUUCAGCUCUGGAACCUGAAAUCUACCAAACUUGUUUAUACAUUUAAAGGUUGGGGCUCCGGAGUAGAAUGCAUUGAGCAGGCUCCGGCCCUGGAUGUAGUUGCAGUUGGUCUUCGUAGCGGAGAUAUUCUCCUCCACAACCUCAAGUACGACGAGGUUGUUGUCAAGUUCCACCAGGACUGGGGAGCAGUCACAGCACUAGCCUUCAGAACAGACGGACCUCCCUGUCUACUGAGUGGAUCAAAUGUUGGUAAUAUCGCAGUCUGGAGUUUAGAGGAACGGAAACUUGUCUCACAGAUGCGAGGGGUUCAUUCACAACCCGUUCAAGGAUUGGAAUGCCUGCAUGGAGAACCUUUAAUGAUCACUAGUUCUGGUGACAAUACUCUGAAAAUGUGGAUUUUUGACAUGCCUGACUCAGGGGCCCGUCUUCUCAGGUACCGCGAAGGUCAUGCAGCUCCGCCCAGUAAAGUACGAUUCUACGGAGCACUGGGCAAAAAUAUCCUUUCAGCAGGUCAAGACAGUAGUAUGCGAGUGUUCAGCACUCAAACAGAUACACUCAACAAGAGUUUGGGACACGCUAGUUUUAACAGGAAACUUAGUAAGAAGCAUCGUGUAGUAGAAGACCCAGCUAGGAUGCCUCCAGUUAUAGACUUCACCACAGAGACUACAAGAGAGACAGAGUGGGAUAAUAUAGGUUGUAUUCACAGAGGACUUGAGGUUACCACCACUUGGAGUUGGAAUAAACAGAAGAUGGGAGAACUUAAACUAGUUCAUGACAGAUUCAAAUCUGAUAAAAGUCUGAAGCACGCUAAAGCUACCUGUCUCUGCCUAUCUGCUUGUGGAAAUUUUGCUAUAAUUGGCUACUCUUCCGGUCAUGUGGACAGGUUCAAUAUUCAAUCUGGACUUCACAGAGGAGAGUUCAAUCACGGUUCACAUCCAGCACAUAAGAAUCCAUUGAGAGGUGUUGCAUCAGACCAGCUUAACCAGCAGGUCAUCAGUGGUGACAGUGCUGGUAUUCUGAAAUUCUGGAGAUUUAAAAGCAAGGAAAUGAUAGGGAAACUAGUUCUAGAGGGAGAGCUGUCACAGAUCCGUCUUCACAGAGAUAGCAGUCUGUUAGCUUGUGCAUUAGAGACAUUUACUGUUGUUCUUGUAGACAUUGAUACAAGGACUGUAGUGAGAAAAUUUCAAGGUCACAAGGCUGGGUUAACUGACAUGGCAUUCUCUCAUGAUGGUAGAUGGUUGGUUACAUCUAGUCUUGACACUACAACAAGAGUGUGGGACCUGCCAUCUGGUCACUGUAUAGAUUUCUUCAGUUUCCCUUCGCCAGCCACAUCUAUAGAUUUUAGUCCAGCAGGGGAUAUGCUGGCUUCAUCUCAUGUUGACGAUCUAGGUAUAUAUCUAUGGAUGAAUAAGUCCCUGUAUCAGCAUCUUUCCCUGGCUCCAGUACCUUCUGGAGCUGAACCUCUUCAGCUCUGUCUACCUCAACAUCUUGCUGUUCCAAGGGGAGAGAAGGGAGUGGAGGAGGAGAUGAAGAUGGAGAUUGAUACAGAGGGUGAGAAUGUGUUUGCGUCUCCUGAACAGCUAAGAGAAGAUUUGAUAACACUUGCGAACCUACCAACAUCAAGAUGGUUGAAUCUGCUAAACCUGGACGUGAUUAAAGCCAAGAACAAACCUCGGGCUGCUCCUAAGAAACCAAAAGCUGCUCCUUUCUUCCUUCCAACAGUGCCGGGUCUAGAGCAGCAAUUCCUGAUUGAAGAGAAGAAAGACGGAUCUGAGAACACGAGGUUUCUUACCAACAUAACAAGUUUUACACCGUUCGGGAAAGCACUCGGACAGGCAAAAACACCCGAGGAUUUUGGGGAGAUGUAUAAGGAGUUCUUGGAGAAAGGACCUUCAGCACUAGACAUUGAGAUCAGAUCUUUAAGUCCCGAGGGAGGUGGAUCAGUGCCCCUGAUGUCCCAGUUUCUGGAGAUGCUUGAGUUGGAGUUAAAGAAGAAUACGAAUUUCGAGGCUGUUCAGGCACAUCUUGGUCUCUUUAUUAAGGUUCACGGAGAAACGAUAGUAUCUGACCCAGAAUUGAGAAAAUACUUGGUCUCAAUCCAACAGAGUCUGGAAAACAGCUGGAACUCCCUCCAAACAGAGAUGGAUACUUGCCUCUGCUUACUAAAUUUCUCUAAAAGUUCUUUCUUAUAAAUUUUUUAUAUUUUCAGA
Molecule: messenger RNA, 2806 nt
Organism: Eurytemora carolleeae
Lineage: Eukaryota; Metazoa; Arthropoda; Copepoda; Calanoida; Temoridae
Product: WD repeat-containing protein 36
Exons: 27
Coding region: 20-2788 (922 amino acids)
Biological process (GO): rRNA processing
Cellular component (GO): Pwp2p-containing subcomplex of 90S preribosome; small-subunit processome
Molecular function (GO): protein binding
Source: RefSeq, a predicted model, not a curated record